CCAAAAUGGCGACUGAACUGCACAUGUUUGAAGUCGAUUCUCUUAUCGCGUAUUCCAUAAAAUAUUUGAGGAAUUACGCGGGCUCACGCUUCGAAACGCAAACCGUUGUCUUGAGCGUUUGUGUGAAGGAAGUCUCUGGGGAAAAAUAAAAAACAACCCAAAAAAUUGUAGCAGCGACAACAUGGAGCGGGCGAGCGAGCGAGAUUGGCUUAAUAACAGCACGCCGGCUCCAUACGAUCUCGGGACUCGUACUCGUCGGCAACCUUUGAAUGUGACAUCCCUUCGGCAAGGCGGGGAAUUAAAAGCCAUCAGCCAUGAAUUUUGUGAUGAAACAAGCGUUGGGAGGGGCCACCAAGGACAUGGGCAAGAUGCUGGGCGGCGAGGAGGAGAAAGACCCCGACGCCCAGAAGAAGGAGGAGGAGAGGCAAGAGGCGCUGAGGCAACAAGAGGAGGAGAGGAAGGCCAAGUACGCCAGGAUGGAGGCCGAGAGGGAAAACAUCCGGCAGGGCAUCAGGGACAAGUACGGGAUCAAGAAGAAGGAGGAGAAGGAGGCGGAGGCGGCGGCCGCCAUGGAGCAGGCCUCGGAGGGCAGCCUGACGCGGCCCAAGAAGGCGGUGCCCACCGGCUGCGGCGACGAGGAGGAGGAGGAGAGCAUCGUGGACACGGUGAUGAAGUUCAUCCCGGCGCCGCUCAUGGAUAUGUUCAACAAGAAGUAACGGCCUUUCGCAUACGAGCGCCUCCCUCCCUCCUCCGCCCUCCCCACGCUCUGCUCUUCUUCCACUGCUGCGACGCGACGUUACCUUGGU
Molecule: messenger RNA, 806 nt
Organism: Syngnathoides biaculeatus (alligator pipefish)
Lineage: Eukaryota; Metazoa; Chordata; Actinopteri; Syngnathiformes; Syngnathidae
Product: complexin-2-like
Exons: 5
Coding region: 315-716 (133 amino acids)
Biological process (GO): regulation of neurotransmitter secretion; synaptic vesicle exocytosis; neurotransmitter transport
Cellular component (GO): SNARE complex; terminal bouton
Molecular function (GO): syntaxin binding
Source: RefSeq, a predicted model, not a curated record